AUGGCGCAAGAAGCUAAAGGGAAUGGAAUGAGCAUUAAGGAAGUGAUGGAAGAGUGCAAGUUGUUCUAUUUCGCUGGUCAGGAGACAACUUCCUUACUUUUAGUAUGGACAAUGGUUCUGUUAAGCCAACACCAAGAAUGGCAAGCUCGUGCAAGAGAAGAAGUAAAGCAAGUUUUUUGUGACAAUUCAGAAGGACUCAACCAACUCAAAGUUAUUACGAUGAUAUUGUACGAGGUCCUCAGGCUAUAUCCACCAUUAGCUCAGGUGACUCGAGCCGUUCACAAAGAGACGAAGAUAGGUGACUUGACAUUACCAGGAGGUGUUCAGAUCAGUCUACCGAUUCUGCUAGUGCAACGUGACACCGAGCUAUGGGGAAACGAUGCAGCGGAGUUCAAGCCGGAGAGGUGUUCAAAGACGGUCUCUCGAAGGCGACCAAGAGCCAAGUCUCUUUCUUUCCGUUUGCGUGGGGGCCAAGGAUCUGCAUUGGACAGAACUUUGCUUUGA
Messenger RNA from Microthlaspi erraticum, 504 nucleotides. The record is from the annotation of a GenBank genome assembly. NCBI's taxonomy places the organism in Eukaryota, Viridiplantae, Streptophyta, Magnoliopsida, Brassicales, Brassicaceae.